CACCUAGUUCGUCAAUCCCCAAUGAAACAAGACCGAUCCCAGCACCUAUGACAGGAGGCAACGUUGGUAUCUUUGAGGCGGUUUUCGGUCGACCUCGCGCAAACAUCAAUCGUCCUCCUGUCCCGCCCAUACUUAUAGACGUUCAUAAUAAUCCUUGGGAUAGGAUCAUAGCCCGAGGAGUUGGUGCUGUGGAAAACAAUCAUGAUAUGGCAAUAAAUGCUCCUGAUGGUACUUUCAUACCACAUCGCCGUCUUAAUCGCUAUCCGGCUGCACUCUUAGAUAGACCAGGACCCCUCCAGGAUAUAGCUGGGCGGGAAGAUGAAAGACAACCAAAUGUUCCAUAUCUCGCUCAACCACCAGCAAGUAUAGAAGAGAGACGGGAGAGAAUCCGAAGACGGUUGAUCCGGCACCAGCCGGCAACAGAAAAUCGAGUGAUCGUUCGAACGAAUCAAACCGGAGCCCAACUCUGGAAGCAACCCCCCCGUAACGUGUUCCGGCGUCCACCUCCUUCACCUGGUCGACCCGGCCCCGCUCUCAAUAACUGGAACGAGCUCAAUGGAAACUCCUCGCCACGAGCCAGUGAAAUUCGGGGAAGGCCACUCCCCGUCACUUCACAUUUACAAAAUCCAUCAACUAUUAGUCAGCCGAACGAAACGAGGCGUCGAAGACCUGGUGGGACUUUUGAUCUGACAAGUGAACAGGAAGGCGAUCAAAGGAAUCGUUUCUGGGAUCAUCUUCCGCGUCUGGGAGAGGCAGGUCCGGUAUGUAUAACUGUAGUAACUAAAUACUAUAAGCUAAAUAUUGCGCAAACUUACUAG
Acaulospora colombiana is the source of this 818-nucleotide messenger RNA. The record is from the annotation of a GenBank genome assembly. NCBI's taxonomy places the organism in Eukaryota, Fungi, Glomeromycota, Glomeromycetes, Diversisporales, Acaulosporaceae.